AUGAAGCUCCUCGCCCCUCUUGCGCUGGCCGCAUCUGUCUCUACCGCUCUGGCUGCGGUCAUCCCCCAGCAGGCACCUCUAAUCCCCUCCGUCGUCCAGAAUGCCCAAACCACCAAGUGGUUGAUCGAGUUGGCUCCGUACCAGACCCGCUGGGUAACUGAGGAGGAGAAGUGGGCAUUGAAGUUGGACGGCGUCAAUUUCAUUGAUGUCACCGACGAGUUCCAAUCCGGCUCAUACGGUGCCCUCCACAGCAAGCGCAUCGUCCGUUAUCCAGGAUCGAUGCAGCAUGAGCAUGCCAUUGCGCCCUUGAGCGAUGACCUGUCGAAGAGCAAUAUGAGGAAGAACCUGGAGUACUUCACCUCCUUCCACACCCGCUACUACAAGUCCCAGACCGGCAUCGACUCCGCCGAGUGGCUGUACGACCAGGUCAGCGGCGUAGUCGAGGAUUCUGGCGCCGGCAAGCACGGUGCCUCUGUGAAGAAGUUCGACCACCCCUGGGGCCAAUUCAGCAUUAUCGCCCGUAUCCCCGGCCAGACCAACAACACGGUCGUGUUGGGUGCCCACCAGGAUAGCAUCAACCUGUUCCUUCCAUCGAUCCUGGCUGCGCCGGGCGCGGACGAUGAUGGCAGUGGAACUGUAACGAUCUUGGAGACUCUUCGGGCUCUGCUGCGGUCCGAGACUAUUGCCAAGGGCCAGGCUGAGAACACUAUCGAGUUCCACUGGUACUCGGCUGAGGAGGGCGGUCUGCUCGGUUCGCAGGCAGUCUACGCCAAGUACAAGAAGGAUAUGCGUGAAGUCAAGGCCAUGCUGCAGCAGGAUAUGACUGGCUUUGUCCAGGGUACUCUGGAUGCCGGGCUAAAGGAAUCUGUCGGUGUCAUUGUCGACUAUGUUGACCAAGGCCUGACCAACUUCAUCAAGGAGGUCAUCACCACCUACUGUGAUAUCCCCUACGUCGAAACCAAGUGCGGCUACGCCUGUUCCGACCAUGCCUCCGCCAGCCGAUUCGGCUACCCCUCAGCCUUUGUGAUCGAGUCUUCAUUCGAGAACAGUGACAAGAAGAUCCACUCGACCGACGACCAGAUCAAGUACCUCAGCUUCGACCACAUGCUGCAGCAUGCGAAGAUGAGCCUGGCAUUUGCCUACGAGCUUGCUUUUGCUCCUUUCUGA
Molecule: messenger RNA, 1167 nt
Organism: Penicillium cinerascens
Lineage: Eukaryota; Fungi; Ascomycota; Eurotiomycetes; Eurotiales; Aspergillaceae
Gene: lap1
Product: putative aminopeptidase
Exons: 3
Coding region: 1-1167 (388 amino acids)
Biological process (GO): proteolysis
Molecular function (GO): metalloexopeptidase activity
Source: RefSeq, a predicted model, not a curated record